GAGGAGCCUGGUUCCGAUUAGUGAACCUGUUCAGAUGAUGAUGAUGAUGAUGAUGAUGAUGAUGAUGAUGAUGAGGGGAACUGUAAUCAGUGGCAAAAAGUCCGGAUUCGGUCCAGACAGACGGAGCCGGAGCAGCAGAACUUUAGUCCUUCAUCAUGAGGGUCUUCCUCCUCUCCCUGCUGGUCCGGUUCGGAUGCGGCGCUGAGCUCCAGUUGGAGAUGUACGGCAGCCUGGAGUCUCCAAACUUCCCCGACCCGUAUCCCACAGACACCAAGCGGAACUGGACCCUCAGCGUUCCGGACGGAUUCCGGAUCACGUUGUUCUUCAGCCACUUUGACCUGGAGCCGUCCUACCUGUGCGAGUACGACUUCGUCAAGGUGGAGGCGGACGGAGAGGCGCUGGCUUUCUUCUGUGGGAGGGAGGAGACGGACACCGAGGCGGUACCGGCCCAGCGGGUCAUCACCUCCCCCAGAAACUCCCUCACCGUCCAGUUUGUGUCUGACUUCUCCAACGAGGAGCGAUUCUCCGGAUUCGUGGCUCAUUAUAGCGCAGUGGAUAUAGACGAGUGCAGCGAACGCGGUGAUGAGGAACCGCUCUGCGAUCAUUUCUGCCAUAAUUUCAUUGGGGGAUACUACUGCUCCUGUCGCUAUGGUUACCAGCUGCACACAGACAACCACACCUGCAGAGUGGACUGCAGCGGCGCCGUGUUCAGGGAACGCUCUGGCAUUCUGAGCAGUGUUAACUUUCCGGGUCCGUAUCCGAAGAGCUCUGACUGCUGGUACCGCAUCGAGCUGGAGGCUGGGUUCAGGGUCCAGAUGAACUUUGACCCCCGUUUUGACGUGGAGAGCCAUCCGGACAUCAGCUGCCCCUACGACCACCUGAAGAUCCAAGCAGGAAGCAGAGAGUUUGGCCCGUUCUGUGGCGAUCGGUCUCCAGGAAUCAUCCGGACCGACAGCAACAUCGUCUCCAUCCGGUUCCACAGCGACGACUCUGGAGAAAACCUCGGCUGGAGUCUGAGCUACACCGCCACCGGAAGUCAGUGUCCAGUACCUGAGGCUCUGCCCAACGCGGUGAUGGUUCCGAUCCAAUCAGAAUACUCCUUCAAGGACCAUGUGGUGUUCAGCUGUCAGCCGGGGUUCCUCCUGGUCCAGGACGGUGGGACGUCGGAUCGUCUCCAGCUGGAAUGCCAGGCUGACGGCUCGUGGAGCGGCCGUCCUCCUCGCUGUGACAUGGUGGAUUGUGGGAUUCCUAAGAAGGUUGAUGGAGCUGUUGUGAUGUUCGGUCGCCAUGACAACAGCACGCUGUUUGGAGCGACGGUUCGUUACGUCUGCGAGGAGGACGGCGUCCAGCUGAGCAACACUUCGUUCAGGUGCGGCCCAGCAGGAGAGUGGGUGGAUGCUGACGGAGGAACAGAACUUCCUGUCUGUCUGCCAGCCUGCGGCCUGCCUUCUCGGCCUCUCCCCCACCAGGUGAAGCGGAUUGUGGGCGGUCGGAGCGCUGAGCCCGGUUUCUUCCCCUGGCAGGUUCUGCUCAGUGUGGAGGACCUGUCCCGGGUCCCUGAGGACCGCUGGUUUGGCUCCGGGGCCCUGCUGUCUAAGUCCUGGAUCCUGACCGCCGCCCACGUCCUGCGGUCCCAGAGGAGAGACGCCACCGUCGUCCCGGUCGUCCCGCAUCACGUGAAGGUGUUCCUCGGCCUCCACAGCCUCAGAGACAAACAGACGUCCGCCGGCCGCUCUGUCGAUCAGAUCGUCCUCCAUCCAAACUUUCAGCCCGACAACUACAACAACGACAUCGCCCUGCUGAGGCUGAGCGAGGCGGCGGAGUUUAACUGGCUGGUCCGUCCCGUCUGUCUGCCACCGGCUCACCGACAGGACCGUCCGUCUUCCCUCCUCCCCAACUCUCUGGGUCUAGUUGCUGGUUGGGGGAUCUCCAACGCCUCCUCCACCCCGUCCCCGCUGACCUCUGACCUCUUGCAGUACGUGAAGCUGCCAGUGGUCCCUCAGGACGAAUGUCAGGCCAGCUACGCUUCCCGCUCUGUCCGCUACAACAUCACAGACAACAUGUUUUGUGCGGGUUUCUUCCAGGGUGGGCGAGACACCUGCCUGGGGGACAGCGGGGGGGCGUUCGUGAUGCAGGCGGGGCGGCGGUGGGCCGUGUUCGGCCUGGUGUCCUGGGCCGGGCCCGAGGACUGCGGCAGUCAGAGGGUGUACGGCGUCUACACCCGGGUGGAGAAAUACCUGGACUGGAUUCAGAGCCGUGUUCAGGCUGCCCCCUGGUGGUGAGGAAGAGACGCUGCGCCUGCCUGCAGAGACCUGCUGCUCUGCAACAUGCAGAAUCUGAUCAAUCAUUGGAUUUAUCAGGAAUUUUCAUGGAUUGCUGAAAGUUCACACUGUAAACUGAUGACUCUGUGUUUUCACCAUGUGAGCUGCAUAAUCUGCAUAAUCCGAUCAAUCAGCCUGCAUGUUUAAUUCAGAUUAGUAUCUAGAACUUUCUCCACUUCUUUCAGAAACUCCAGACUAUUAUUUUAAAAUUUAUAAGCGUUAUGCAAAAUAACAAAACCUUACCAAAUAUUUUUACUGUAGUUUCUUGUUCAAAUAUUUUAGUUCACUUGAAAUAAGACAAAAUAAACUUACAAAAAACUUUUCUGCAAGAAAUAGGAGCUUGGUUUUAGUCAGUAAUUCUUAAAUAUUGAUAAAAACUGUUAGUUCCUGUGGCAGAUUAUUUCAGUUAUAACAAGACAUUUUCCCCACAUUAUAAACUAUAUAAUCUCCUUGGGGAACUAAUUCUCACUGACUCACACAAGCUCUUAUAUCUGGCUAAAAAAUUACUUGCACGUUAGUUUUGUCUUAUUUUAAUCCUACUAUGUUACUUACUGUGUGCUGUUGGUUAGUAACAGGUGAAGUAGAAUGUAAACAUCACUUUAAUGGAAAACUUAUUCCAUCAGAAACAUUAAUCUGAUUCCAAGGGAAAGUAUAUUUAACUCUGUGAUAUUUUAGAUCAUAUUUAAGUUUACAUAUACUUUACUAGUUACAAUAAACAUCAUGUAUUUUAGUAGUUAAGGCAUUUUUCUAUAUAUUUAUAUUUAUUUCCAAUUAUUUGCCAUAUAUCUCAAAUGCAAAGAAUGGCAGGAGGAUUGCUUUUAUUGAUCACAACUGACAAAUGUUUUACUGGGUUUUUUCAGAAAAUAUCUGACAAAUAUUUAUCUUAAUAGGGCAAAUUUUCAAAACUCUUCUUAAGUUUUGGCUCUACAACAUCUCACACAUCUCUUUCCUACAAAAACGUCUGACUUCUUAAUUUCUUUAAUUAAACUAUUACAUUAUCAAGUUAAAAGAAAUCCAAACAUCACAAGUUUUUAUGAAAAAGUUCUUUUGACUUGGGGUCCAAACCCAGCUCAGGCCUUAGUCCUCAACGCGGCCGUCACAGGUUUGAUUCCCGGCCGGGCGACCUUUGCCACAUGUCUUCCCCCUUCUCUCAUUACCCUGUUUUCUGUCAAUUCACUACCAAAUAAAGGCCAGUAGAGCCA
This is a messenger RNA of Xiphophorus couchianus (Monterrey platyfish), 3523 nucleotides long. It is a transcript of the gene masp1, whose product is annotated as MBL associated serine protease 1. Gene Ontology annotation, molecular function: serine-type endopeptidase activity; calcium ion binding. The transcript is spliced from 14 exons. Gene Ontology annotation, cellular component: extracellular region. The coding region runs from base 156 to 2282 and encodes 708 amino acids. NCBI's taxonomy places the organism in Eukaryota, Metazoa, Chordata, Actinopteri, Cyprinodontiformes, Poeciliidae. The record is from RefSeq and is a predicted model, not a curated record. Gene Ontology annotation, biological process: proteolysis; complement activation.